GCCGACCCGAAAGCUACCACUGCGAAGCUAACUGGUGUUAGCUACCGGGAGCGGACAUGUUGUACCGACUCUUCCUUGAAUAAACAUCGUUGUAAACGGGGAAUCGGGAGUUAAGGGGAAGGCUCGGAGCGUCAGGCAAUCAUGGAUGCCGUCAACGCCUUUAACCAGGAGUUAUUCUCAUUGAUGGACUCCAAGCCCCCAAUAUCUCGGGCAAAGAUGAUUUCCAUCACCAAGUCAGCUAUCAAAGCUAUGAAACUCUAUAAACAUGUGGUCCAGAUUGUGGAGAAGUUCAUCAAAAAGUGUAAGCCUGAGUAUAAAGUAGCAGGCUUGUAUGUGGUGGAUUCUAUUGUUAGACAGUCCAGACACCAGUUUGGACCAGACAAGGAUGUGUUUGGUCCGAGGUUCACUAAAAACAUUAUGGGAACUUUUGAGAACCUCUGCCUUUGCCCCAUAGAAGACAGGAGUAAAAUUGUGCGGGUUUUGAACCUGUGGCAGAAGAACGGGGUAUUUAAGAUCGAGGUCAUUCAACCCCUGUUGGACAUGGCAGCCGGCUCCAGCAGUGGUGCUGCAUCCUUUGCAAGCACAGAUGAGCCAGGUUCUUCACCACCUCCAGCCAAAGAGCCUGUUACUGUGGUAACAGCCAACUCCACCACAACACUGGCUCCUCAGCUGCACAACUCUGAUGCUUUCGCUGCUGUUGCACAGCUCAUCCAGUCCUCACAGGGUCAGCAGCUUCAGCAGAUGCUUCAGAACUUUCAGCAGCAGCCAAUGAAGCAGGUUGAAACCAACACUCAGCCUCCUCUUCACGCCGUUCAAACAACACUCCAGAGCAUCUCCGCUGGGUUGGGCGUAGUUGUCCCACAGCCUCCUCUUCCCACGUCAAAACCUCCACCGCCUUCACAACCAACUCAGUCUGCCCAGCAGAAAACAGCCUUUGACAAGAAGCUGCUGGAUCGUUUUGACUAUGAUGAUGAACCAGAAGCGGGAGAAGAAACGAAAAAAGAAGAAAUCUCAUCACAACCCCAAUUUUUGCAACAGCCUCCAGCCUUCCUCCAGCACAUGGAGCACUUUAAUACACAGAUGAUGAACAUGUCACAAGACCUCUCACAACAGAUUCCUGUCCCUCCUAAUGGCCAGCUUCAGGCCUGUGGUCUACUGCCAGGUCAGAGCUUUCCUGUUGGCAUGCCCCCUAUGGGCCAUCCUAUGCCAGGGCAGCCUCUCCUUGGUUCUGCUGGACCUCCAGGCUUCCCAGGGGUGUACCCUCCCCAAAACGCAGCCCAGCAACAACAGAAUUCAUCAGCGGACAUGGAUAAUUCUUCUAUAAGGGAGGGUAGACACGGUCGAAGGUCACACUCAGGCUCCAGAUCUCCAAAGAGGAGGCGGUCACGGUCUAAUUCCCGUACACGACGAUCCAGGCACAGGCGAUCUCGCUCGCGCUCCAGAGACCGGCGUCACCAUUCUCCACGCUCUCGCUCACAGGAGCGUAGGGAGAGAGACAAGGAGAGAGAGCGACGGCAGAAAGGCCUUCCACCAGCCAAGAGCGAGACCCUGAGCAUUUGUAGUACAACUCUUUGGGUGGGUCAGUUGGACAAGAGAACACAACAGCAAGAUGUCGCCUCUUUACUCGAGGAGUUUGGGCCGAUAGAGUCCAUCAAUAUGAUCCCUCCACGUGGCUGUGCCUACAUUGUCAUGAUACACAGGCAGGAUGCCUUCAGGGCUCUGCAGAAACUCAGUAGAGGUUCAUAUAAAGUUAACCAGAAAGCAAUCAAGAUUGCCUGGGCUUUGAACAAGGGCAUAAAGCCUGAGUUUAAACAGUACUGGGAUGUUGAGCUGGGGGUCACCUACAUACCUUGGUCUAAAGUAAGAGAGGACCAGCUGGAGGAGCUAAAAGAAGGAGGGAUACUGGAUAUAGAGACCUUAUCGCCAGAGUGGAGUGGAGUUAGGAAGACUCUGGACCACCCAGAGGAACUCACACAUAAUGGCCGUUCUGAGCAGCAGCAGCCUGAGGAGCCGCAAGCAUUACCUGUAACCGCUGCAGCCCCUCCUCCUGCACAGAUUCCUCCAAUGCAGCAGCCAAUGGUUGGUGUAGGUUCCCUCCAACCACCAGUCUUUCCCGGUCCAAUGGGGAUACCUCCGCCUACCUUCACGCCAGGGGUCCCCCCUCCUCCUUUUAUCAGACCUGGCUUCAACCCCAUGCAAAUGCCGCCAGGGUUUCCUCCCCCAGGUCCUUUGCCAUUAGGCCCUCCACCUUCUUCCAAAGGUGGAAGUGAUGACCCACCUCACGACCCAACAGGAUUAGGCAACAGGAAAGAUGAUGUCCUUGAGGGUCUGAAAAUCUUCAACAAUCAGAUGGGACAUAUAGGCAACCAGGUAGGUGGUCCUCCAGUGGGACCUCCAGGUGCUCUUCCAGGUGGCCCUCUAACUAAUCCCCAAGGUGGUCCUCCAUUGGGACCUCCAGGUGGUCCUCCGGCUGGACUUCCAGGUGGUCCUCCAGUUGGACCUCAAGGUGCUCUUCCAGGUGGGCAUCCUGGAAACAUCCAGCCUCCCUCUGGUGGUCUGCUGGGAGCACGGCCAGGUAUAAUCCCACUUCAGCGUCCUCCGGUUCCGCUACCACCUCACAUGCAGAGAUUCCCUCCACCCCAUGGACCAAGACCACCUCAUCUCAACAUGCCACCUGUUGCCCCACAGAUGAUACCCAGGGGUCCACUCCCUCAGAUGAUGCGACAUGACGCCCCUCUGCCUAAAGCAGGCUUUGGAAUGCCGCCUCCACACAAUAUGAGACCUCCUUUCCCUCAUGGGCAUGGCCCUCCUCCUCAAGGUCCUCCCUCUCAGGGUCCUCCCCCUCAGGGUCCACCUCCUGCUCCUUUUGUCAGACCAGGGGGUCCUAGAGGCAUGGAAGGGUCUGAAGAAAUGGAUGACAGACCUUUCAGGGGAGACCGAUCUGGAUUCCGGGAUCGAGAGCAAGAAAGGGAGAGAGACUGGGAUCGAAACAGGGAUAGAGAGAGGGACAGAGGGUUUGGAGGUGGAAGGCGUCCAUUUGGUGAUAGAGGGAGGGGAGGUGGUAGUGACAAAAUGGAUGAAAGAGACAGGCUUGGAGGUUGGCAGGAAGAUGGCGGCAACCGUGGUGGAGGAUGGGAGAGAGACAGAGAACGAGAUCGUGAUAGAGACCGUGACCGUGAUCGGGACAGAGACAGAGACAGACGAGAUUGGAGGGAGAGGCGAGGUAGCCCCGACAGAGACAGGGAUCGAGGGCGAAGUGAUGAGGGGGAGAGGGAUCGAGGGAGGGGGGAGGUAGGAGAAAGAAGCAGGGGAGAAGGGGGGAGUCGGGAAAGAGGCAGAGGUGAUGAUGGAAAAGGGGAAAGGCCGAGGCGGUCGGAACGGCGAGAGAGGACCACAAGGUGGGAUAGAGAUGAUCGAUUGGCCGAACUGGAAAACAUGGACAAAUUUCGGACCUCAAACAGCGCAGAGCAGUCUCAUGUGACUCCUGAGGUUACCAUGGAAACCAGUAAAGACCCAGAUGGGGAAACUUCUCAAAAGAAAGCAGAUUCUGAACAUUUAGCUCAGCCCCCAGAGAUAACUACUGCGACAGGAGAUCAGGAGCCCUCUGACCCCUCGCCGUUAACUCAAAGUGAGCCCACAGAAACAAAACAGGAAGUGGCAUCAUAGGCCUGCAGCCAGAGAUUCACGUGAACCACUAAAAUACAUAAAAGCUUUUGUUCACUCUUAAUAGUCAGUCUCAGUUGUCGAAAGGUUGAAUUCUAACUCGUAACUAUUUGUCAGUUGGUCACUGAAAAUUUCUUUGCAGUAGCACAUUUUAUGAAAAUAGCCUCUCACACACAUUGUCAAGCAAAUGAAAGAUGGAUGUUUCCAAGCAUCAGAGUUAUAAUCUGGCCUUGCAUCUGCAUCUAAAUCACAAAAACAUCUGUUUAUAAAACAAGUCAGCUUUUGUUAAAUAUUGUCUCAGAACUUUAGUUUAUGUUCUUAUAAAUUGUAAGAAUGAGUUUUGCAUGUAAAAUUUAGGUUUUUUCUUUUAGCUUGUGUUGAGACAAAGGGGUGGGGGGCAGGGAUUAACUCAGUUUCUUCAUCUGUGGGAUGGCAGGGACUUCUCAAAGAUGUAUAUGUGUUCUUUUAGAGAUAUGUUUUUUAAUUUUGCCAAAAUGUCAUGUCGAACACUGAACUUUGUCUCAAACAACUCUGUUGUAAUAGAUGCUCCAUUAUUUUUUUCAUCAUCUUGUUUAGUGUUGAGUCAUUACAGUUUCACAGUCACAAAGGCACCGUUUUAAAAGGACUAUUAGUGGCCUUAAAAUGAAAUUGAAUUACUUGCAGGGAUUUGAAUGGAAAUGGAUUUCUGACUGAAAAAGAUCGUCUGAGUUGGGAUAAUGCAAAAUUCUGAACACAAACUUUCUCCUUUUCAUAAUGUGUCUUUUCACCCUUUGAGCCACACUUUAUCAAGCUUAAUAAGGACAUGUAUUGUCUUUAUUCUGCCUGACACUUGUUUGCUUUAACUGAUUAAUUAGUGAAAUGUGCUCUUUUGAAGUCCAGUACUUUGUAUUUACAAACCCAUCGUCAUUUCAUGGAUUUAUUAUAAGCUUUUAAAAUGACACGUCCACUAGUACUGAGACUCGUCAAGGGACUCUUAAGCAUCUGAGCUUGUUUUGAGAAGAUCUUGUAACCAAAUUAUUCCCGAAAAGUAACUCAUUCUAAUCAAGCCUUUUUACCAAAUCACCAAUACUUCCUAUUCUUUGAGUACUGAUACAGAUGUCCCUUUAUUGCAAAGCUAUCAUCAAACCUAUGUAUGCAUUUAAUAACAUUUACUGGUUUAAACAAAAAAUACACAACACUGUAGUACCCUCAAUCAGCAACUUUGCUUCAGGCAAAGCUUGCAAAGCGUCUUAACCUGCACAAAAAUGGAAGAAUUUUUUUUAAAGUAUAGAAAUUGUGAAGCUCACGUCAUACUUUUAGACACCAUAUUGUAUCCUAACUAACCAACUGUGGUAUUUAUAGGAGGUGAUGGGAGAGCAUUCCUUACUUGAUGGUGUUCCUUUGCCAGCAUAAAGCAUGACAUGACAUAUCAUCACAUUCUUCAUUGAAAUACAGUGACUUUGAAAUAUUCAGGAAAUAAAAGCAAAUCACUAUUGUCUCCAAUGACAGAAAAAGAAGGAAGAUUUUUUUUCCCCUUAACAAAAUGUCAGUCUUUUCUGAUUGUAUCAAAUAACUGAAACUGAUUUUGCAGUUGUUUUCCACUUGGCUUGCUUGGUUCCAGAUUUUAAAAAUCUGGUUCCAGCCCCCCGCCCCGCUACCACCAUCUUUACAAGCAGCCUAUAAAAAUGGUGUCUGUUCGUCAUAUACAGAUUUAAUUUAGUUCUAAUCAACAUACACCUGGAAUCAGCUAAUGCAACUCUAGUUGUGGACUGAUGUUUAACUGAGGCAGUGAAAGUAGAAAUGGAGCGAUGAAAUGAAGGGGUACUGCCUGGAACGCUGCUGUAAAUAUGCUUGUAUCACUGACAACUUUAAAGGUUCAUGUUAAUUGUUGUUAAUAAUCAGUGAUUUGUUUAUCUGAGAAACAAAUGGACACGUAAAAAACAGCAGAGGCCCCUUGCUUUAACGUUUUUAACUCCUAGUGGUUUGAAAAUUGACAAAUGUUUCUAUGAUUUGAUUAAAAUAGAAAAGACAUGGAUACAAAACCUUCAAUAUUUCAGCCACAGGAAAUUGUUUUUAAUAAACUAUUUUUGUACCAAA
Molecule: messenger RNA, 5739 nt
Organism: Melanotaenia boesemani (Boeseman's rainbowfish)
Lineage: Eukaryota; Metazoa; Chordata; Actinopteri; Atheriniformes; Melanotaeniidae
Gene: scaf4a
Product: SR-related CTD-associated factor 4a
Exons: 19
Coding region: 142-3666 (1174 amino acids)
Biological process (GO): negative regulation of termination of RNA polymerase II transcription, poly(A)-coupled
Cellular component (GO): nucleus
Molecular function (GO): RNA binding; RNA polymerase II C-terminal domain phosphoserine binding
Source: RefSeq, a predicted model, not a curated record